Molecule: messenger RNA, 2731 nt
Organism: Linum trigynum
Lineage: Eukaryota; Viridiplantae; Streptophyta; Magnoliopsida; Malpighiales; Linaceae
Source: the annotation of a GenBank genome assembly
GACUAAAACUGGGAGUAACUCCCAAGCUGCCGUAUAUUCUAAGGCCAACAACCAUGCUCUAAAUAUCCUAACUAAGUUUGACCUUAAUGUCUCAUCAUUCAUGGAAGCUCUUUUACCCACUGCACUAAACUUCUUUUCUACAUUAUAUACACAAUUCUAACUCCACAGACAGUCCCUUCGGAUACAUCCGAUAACUCCACAAACAGAAAACUCAUACUAUGAAGUGAACAGUUAAGAUAAGUACCCAUUUCUGUUGGUUAAUCGCAUGCUUGGAGCCACUAACCAUAGCAAAGAGACUUAAAUCAAUCAAACAAAUCAUGGUCUUCAAACUUAACUACAUUCAUCAAUUGGCUAAACAGAGAAAAAUUCCCAACUUUCUCAGUGAACACGGCCUUUCUAUCUACCAUAUCAUAUCAUAUCAAUCCUCCCACGAAGAAGAUGGAAGAACUACAACAACAACAUCCAUCCAAAGCUUCCUCACCAAAGGAAGCAUCAUCAACAACCACAACCGCAACCACAACAACAACAACCACAACUGCUGUGAAUUCUUCAGACUCGAAUUCUUCUACCCUAACAACAGAAGAACCCAAUGCUCCUCCUCAACAGAAGACAAAUCAAGCACAACCUCAACAGCAAAAACAAGGUGAAGAGAAGGUAAAUGCUGCAAAUUCUCCUUCAAAACAAGUGAAGGAACAACAGGAACCGCCAUUGCAGCUAAUUAUCAAGCUAAACACAAAGAAGAUAGUACUAACCGAAAAAAGUUGCGGUGGAGGAGGGGUUUUGUGCAGAGUCUUCGUUAGCUAUCGAUGGGAAGAGGGGUUUUGUGCAGAGUCUUCGUUAGCUAUCGAUGGGAAUUCACUAGUCAAUUGUUCUGGUUCGUGGCAUUUCCUAUCCAGCACUAAGUUAGUAGGAGGGGGAAAAUUGGAAGCACAGAGAUUCAAUUGAACUGCUGUCAAAAACUAGAACGAAGUAAACGAUACAUGGAAUAGAAUUCAAGAGUAAAAAGUUGCUUACAGAUAACCUGGGUUCGCACUGCAGAGCAUACCCUGAGACAGCGACCGCGAGCUGGUGGAAUCGAUGCCGACACGGCGGGGAGUGAAGCGGGAGAAGCGAUUGAAUAGCACCCAGCUGAGCAAUUGGCCUUGAGAAUGUGGAAGAAAGGCGAGCUGGGAAAAGAGAAGCGGCCGAGGUGGGCGUGGGUUUGACGCCGGCGGUCUUCGUUUGCAAUCGACGAAGAGAUGCUCGCUCUCGUCGUCCCUUGCUCGCCGCCUUCACUGUCGUCGUCGGAAUCCGGAAUCCGAAUCGCCGCCUUCACUGCCGCCUUCUAUUCGUCGUCACCCACUGCUCGCCGUCUUCACUCGUCGUCACCCACUGCGUGGAGAGGAUCGCCGUCUUCACUGCUCGCUAGCUGCGUGGAGAGGAUCGAAGGAAGGAAGAGGAUCGAAGAAAGAGGGGUUUCGGCGGUGAGAACUGAGAAGAAGAGUGUAAUUGGUUUCACAAAACCGGUUGUACCGGUCAUCAACACACAAAUAAAAUAAUAAAUUAAUAAUUUAAAUGAAAUCUAAUGGUUGAUAUAGUUUGGACAUGAUCUAAUGGCUGUAAAUGUUUUAUAGUACCAAUACUAUAAAGCACACUAAAAUGCCUCCUACAUGAUAAGUGUAAAAAUCAUUAUACCAAAUCGGAAUUUGGCCCUUAAGUUGUGUGUAACAAAUGACGGAAAGCUGAGCAUGUGGUAGGGACAGUGGUGACAGUGGGGAGCCAAUGGAAGAAAAAGCUGUGGAAGCGAUACUUGAAAGAGAUGAGUGAUUAGACGUGGAGGUCGAGGAGCUGGAUGCGGGUGACAAAGGGGCAGGUGAUUCGGGAGAAAAUCAGUAUCAGCAACAUCUUCAUCAUCAUAAAAAAAACUAACAUUCGAAUGACACAAAGGGAGACAAUCAGACAAAGCAGAAAGAAACAUGAGUUUCUCAAAAAAAAAAAAAAAACCUACAACACAGGAUAUCUAGAGAAGUUGAAGAACAAGAUUAUAGCAUAGAUAUCCUUUAUGAAUGUCAAUAUAGCCAAGAAAAACACACCAAGAAUUUUUCGAGGAUAGCUUUGUCGGUUCUUUAAGAAGGAGAAGCUAAUAAUGUUUAAAAGGAAGGUGCACCCAAAUACUCUAAGAUACAAGCAAUAUAGAUUAUUUUUUAAAAAGAAAAUAAUGAGGGCUAAGCUAACUAUGGGUUGGUGUUAUAUGGUAGUUGAACAAACGAACAUCUAUAGUGACUGCUUCAGGCCAAAAUUCAGAUGGAACGAGAGAAGCAAGGAUAAUGGGACGAGUAAGCUCUACAACGUGAUGCUUCUUACGCUCUACAAGGCCAUUGAUAGGGUAAAAGCGUAUAUGCCAAUUUCCUAUCUCGUAGUAAACCGGAAAGUCCGGGUAUCGUCUCUCAGGGACUGGUACAACCUUAAGUUCAAUCAAUUUUGUAGAGCAAACUAUAGGUGAAAAUGGUUUAAUGAGAUUAUUAACUACUAGCAAAAUAAUUAAACUAAUUAAGCAAAGUAAAAUGUUCGGGAGAAAUUCAAUGGGAGAAAGCUCUGGGAGAAACACCGGGAUUCACUACCUAUCCUAUCCAGAUUAAUUCACAUAAUCCAAUCGAUUUAAUCCAUACCUCUACAGUCAGGAUAUCACGAAUGUGCUAGCUAUCCCUGUCGGGAAUUACUACAUACUAAAUAAUCAAUUCAAAUCCUACUG